AUAACAGGUGAAACUGUGGGAGAGGUAAAAGCAGUUGCAGAUAUGCACCAGAGGAAAGCAGAAAUGGCCAAACAUUCUGAUGCUUUUAUAGCCUUACCUGGUGGCUAUGGAACACUAGAAGAACUUCUUGAAGUUAUCGCGUGGGCUCAACUCGGCAUUCAUGACAAACCAGUAGGACUACUGAAUGUGGAUGGUUACUAUAAUUCCCUUUUGACAUUCAUUGACAAAGCAGUGGAAGAAGGUUUCAUCUGUCCUAACGCGCGCCAGAUUUUUGUAUCCGCCCCUACUGCCAAAGAGCUUAUGAAUAAACUCGAGGAGUACUCUCCCAGCCAAGAAAAUGUUGCAUCAAAACUUAAUUGGGAAAAAGAGGAGCUAGAAGAGUAUAUUGCAACAUAAAUGUACUCAAGAAAAACCAAAUUUUUAGGGGGAAAAAAUCAGAAGUUUUAUUUAGAAUGCAAAAACAAGUGCUCAAACAAUAUUAUUUCUCUGUUUGAGGAUAUUGUUAAUUGACAUUGUAUCAUGAUGGAUAGAGAUAGUGUCAAUUUUCUCUUUUAUUUUAUGCAAAAAUUGUGUUGGUACUUUUCUA
Molecule: messenger RNA, 586 nt
Organism: Capsicum annuum
Lineage: Eukaryota; Viridiplantae; Streptophyta; Magnoliopsida; Solanales; Solanaceae
Product: cytokinin riboside 5'-monophosphate phosphoribohydrolase LOG1
Biological process (GO): cytokinin biosynthetic process
Cellular component (GO): nucleus; cytosol
Molecular function (GO): hydrolase activity, hydrolyzing N-glycosyl compounds
Source: RefSeq, a predicted model, not a curated record